Messenger RNA from Symbiodinium sp. CCMP2592, 852 nucleotides. The record is from the annotation of a GenBank genome assembly. NCBI's taxonomy places the organism in Eukaryota, Dinophyceae, Suessiales, Symbiodiniaceae.
AUGAAGCGGGCAUUCGGAGAGGAGACUGGGAAAGCUCCGGCAUCGGACAUGCAGGAAGCAGCAGGCAGCGCAGUCCGGCUGCACGACGAGACUGCUAAUGCGCUCCUGCAGAAGUUGUUGUGCAAUGCAGAGUUCCAGCAACUGGCAAAGCAUUUGCUGGGGGCCGCGGACGGAACAGAAGCCGCUGCGCCAACUGACCAUGCAGAUAUCGAGCUCGAGUCAAACACCUCAUCUGGGAAAAACAACGUCGGAGCGAAGAAUGGGACAGCCCCGGCAAUGCCGGGGAUCCAGGAAGAGGAAGGAGCGGAAGGCUCGGCAGGCAUCCGGGUGUAUGAGGAGAGUGUUGACUCGCUCCUGCAGAAGCUGCGCAAUGAGCAGUUCCAGCAAAUCGCAAAGCAAUUGCUGCACAAAAAAGCCAUGAGGCUCGACAACGUGCUGCCGAGAAUGGCGGUGGAAGUAUUCCUGCAAAGGUACUCGAAUUCUGAGCGUGCCGACCAUUACUUCAAGCACGAACAGACACGUCAAGGUGUUAUUGCGACGCUGGUGACGCCGUCCUUCUUUGGUUCAAGUUUUCGGGGUCCUGCCAUGUACACGCAGACUCAAGCCGAAAUAUCCGCUUGCCAGCUCUUCGUGACGGAUAAAUACGUUCUCGAGGCUGCUGAGUGGCUACCGCCUCCAAUGGAGACCAUUCGUAAGCUUGUUGCCUUCAGCAAACACCAGAAACAAGCGGUUCGUGAGAGGGGCUAUGACACCACCGUGGUUCAGCGCGACCUGCUUAACUGUGUGUAUGCAGGUUUUCGAUCGCUCGGCCCUGGGUUUGCUUUAGCGUUUGCCCCUAACAGCGUCCAAUGA